ACUGCACCUGAAAAACCACAAAUAUCCAACAAUGACGACCACAAGUGUUGCUCUCUUCCUUUGCUUUGCAUUCCUCUUCUGUGUGUCUGAAGGAGCAAAGGUUACUUUCACAAACAAGUGCACAUACACAGUAUGGCCAGGAACCCUAACCGGAGACCAAAAGGCACAGUUAUCAUCAACCGGUUUCGAAUUGGGCUCAGGAGCAUCAAGUUCUUUGGACCUUCCAUCUCCAUGGUCAGGGAGGUUCUGGGCCCGAACAGGAUGCUCCAACAACAACGGAAGGUUCAGUUGCGCCACAGCAGAUUGCGGCUCCGGUCAAGUGACGUGCAACGGCGCAGGAGGAAAUCCACCGGCAACUUUGGUAGAAAUAACGGUUGCAGAGAACGGAGGGCAAGAUUUCUACGACGUGAGCAACGUGGACGGAUUCAACAUCCCGAUGUCCGUAGCCCCACAAGGUGGCAGCGGCGAAUGCAAAACCUCGACUUGCCGGAACAACAUCAACGCUGCUUGCCCUGCAGACCUUCAAAUGAAAGGGUCUGAUGGCAGCGUGAUCGGUUGCAAGAGUGCUUGUUUGGCUUUCGGAGAUGAUAAGUAUUGUUGCAAAGGAGCAUACGACAAGCCUGAGACAUGUCCACCAACCAGCUACUCUGAGUUCUUCGAGAAUCAGUGCCCUGAAGCUUAUUCCUAUGCUUACGAUGACAAGAACAGCACUUUCACUUGCUCCAACAGACCUGACUACGUCAUCACUUUUUGCCCUUGAACUCCUCACACUAUAAAUCCACACACACACACUUCCUUCGUUCGCAGUAAAAAUAAGUGUACCCACAAAUACAUCUCAUGAUGAAUAAGGAAUCACGUCUUUUGGUGAUUGUAUCGAUCAAUUAUAUCAUCCAAUAAAGUUUAACUUUUAUAA
Vigna unguiculata (cowpea) is the source of this 913-nucleotide messenger RNA. Its product is annotated as thaumatin-like protein 1b. The record is from RefSeq and is a predicted model, not a curated record. Lineage: Eukaryota; Viridiplantae; Streptophyta; Magnoliopsida; Fabales; Fabaceae.